AUGGAGCAUCGAGUCCCGUCCUCGCAUCCAAACCACCUUGAAAGCUGUAGCGCCACUUACAAUGAUCCUGCCUCCCCGCCGUCCCUGAAAUCUCGCGUGAGGAUCAACCGGAAACCAGUUGCACCCUCUCACAACAUUCUGCCAGGGGAUGCGAAACAGAACCAUGCUAAGCAGUACAUUGCUCUCAGCCCAACUGAUACUGACGACUCAGGACCUGGCUCAGGGUCAAAGGCGCAGAGAAAGCCCGGGGUACUUUCUUUGUGGAAGUGGGAGUCGCUUUCUAUUUUGGCCAGUGUCACGAGCUUCAUCUCCAUUGUUGUCGUUCUUCGCGUUUAUCAGGACCAGUUACUCGCAGACUGGAAGAUUCCGAUACCCAUCAAUGCCGUCGUCGCCAUCUUGUCCUCGCUCUUCAAAGGCUCGCUUGCUUUACCCGUGACUGAAGGAAUCAGUCAGCUCAAGUGGCUCUGGUUCUCUCGUCAGUCACGCAGCCUCGUCGACCUUGACACAUACGACAAGGCAAGUCGCGGUCCAUGGGGCGCCACCGUCAUGCUGCUCAAGCAGUUCCAACGCGCAGGCUCCAUGGACCUCCUCGCUAGCUUUGGCGCACUCCUGGUUCUCACUGCCCUUGUCGUAGAUCCCUUCUCCCAGGCGACUGUCGCACUCAAGCCCUGCUGGCGCGAGGCAGAUCAAGAAGCCGCCAUACCCCGCGCCAACAACUACAAUGCGUUUGGGCGAGCCUACAGCCCCGGGGGCGUCUUCACUCUCGACGCGCCCAUGGCUCUCGCCGCGUACAUGGGCGUGCUGCACCCGCCUGCUAACAGCUCCGUCAGCGUGCCCGUCACGUGCAGCACAAGGAACUGCACGUUUGCUAGUGAUCACGGUGCUACGUUUACCACAUUAGGAAUGUGCACGCUCGUCUGGGACAUAUCCGACGAGGUGAAAGCAGGCUUUGGACUCUCGAACUGGAACUAUUCGAUUCCCUACAAUGCAACCCUUUCCCCGGGGAGGUUGAUGGACACGAAUUGGAUCCAGGUGCCCAUCAACUCCUUCCCCGCGGGCAUCAAAGAGCAUGAAGGAUUUAACAGCAUAAGAGACGUGCAGCUGAUUGCCAUCGGUUUUGCGGAUCCUAGCUGUAAAAAGAUGAGCUGCAGCCCCUGGCCCGAGGACUUAGUUGUUGUUGCCUUUAUAUUUUCCUUCAUCCCAUGCGUGCAAACCUUUGCAGCGAGCUUUACCGACGGCGUAUACUGGGAGAAGAAGCUGGACGAGCAGUUUCUGUUAUCCGCAGAGCGGGACACCAACUACUCGCUCGCCCUCAAUGGCUCCUUUCAUGGUGAUGGCAAAUGGAAGCUGUGCACUGGAACAGAGAACAAGACGGAUACUAACACGGUUGCGUGGUAUAACCCAUCCGCAGAGAGCGACAUGGAUUCGGGAGAGUCACCACACGUCACCUGGUAUCCGCACGAGUGUGUAUACACAAUGGGAUGGGCUGCAGCCUCGGCGCUCUCGCAAUUCAUUGGCCCCAUCAAGCUUUUCGAACAAGGCCGUCUGGAAACGGAUGAAAAAGACGGCCUCUACGGGGACGUGUGGCUGCAAAGGCUGUGGAACAAUGGCCACAUGAGUGUCGACAGCGUCUCCAAGUUUGCCGAGGGCAUGGCCCUCGCCAUCUCCACCCAGAUGCGCACCAAUCCUUCCGACAGCGACAGUCUGCGACAGCAGCGCGGGACGGCCUGGAAGACGGAAACAUGCAUCACCGUGAAAUGGAAGUACCUGAGCUUCCUCGCCACCCUGCUGCUGCUCGAAAUGCUCUUCUUCUUCAUGGUGAUUGUCGCAAACCACAGGAGCAGCUGGGGCGCGGGCUGGAAGUCGUCGACGCUGGCCGUCGCGUUUCAGAAUGUGGGGAGCACGUUUGACUGUCAGGACUGCGCGAGGCCUUCGACGGAGCUUAGCGAGGACCUGCAUGAAGCCGCGGCACACGUCCAGGUGGCCUUUACCGCCGUGGAUGGGCGGUGGCAGCUGAAAAGAGAGUCGGGCUAUGGAGCGGAGGACCAUGCCUACGCAGCAAGACGCCGCUGCUCAGCAGGGUCUUCCGGGCACGCCUCCCAAGAGCCCAGGGUUUGA
Akanthomyces muscarius is the source of this 2118-nucleotide messenger RNA. RefSeq lists its product as uncharacterized. The record is from RefSeq and is a predicted model, not a curated record. NCBI's taxonomy places the organism in Eukaryota, Fungi, Ascomycota, Sordariomycetes, Hypocreales, Cordycipitaceae. The coding region runs from base 1 to 2118 and encodes 705 amino acids. The transcript has 2 exons.